UCAGGUUUCAGUUCCUGCAGAAGUCCAGCCACCUAACCCCCGGGAACUUUCACCGCUCUGGGACUACACACAGAGGCACCAUGCUGUACUGGCACAACCAGACGGAGCAUUAUUGGCCAGCUCAAACUGAACACUACCACCAAUAUGUCAACUCCAACGCAGGCCGGGACGUGCUGCCACUGCCACUCUUCAAGCACGAGGAUUCUGCGCUCUCUACAGACCAUGAGCCCAGUGCCGUCAGCUUCCAAUACGUUCUCAGCGCAGCCACCUCGCCCGCUGUUAAACUACAUGAGGAGACACUCACCUACCUCAACCAAGGUCAGUCCUAUGAGAUCCGGAUGCUGUGCAAUCAGAAUAUACGGGGACUGAUGGAAUCAAACGGGAAGCUACUGAAGAGCACAGUCCGGGUGGUGUUCCAUGACAGACGUCUCCAGUACAGUGAACACCAACAGUUCCAGGGGUGGAAGUGGAAUAGGCCAGGAGACCGGUUGCUUGACAUCGAUAUUCCCCUGUCAGUCGGAAUUGUCGAUCCUCGAGUAAACCCCAUCUUGCUGAAUGCUGCUGAGUUCCUCUGGGACCCCAAGAAACAAACCUCUGUCUCCAUUCAGGUUUGUGUCACUUCCUACUUCCACUCUCCCCUCCUCUCCAUCUCUGCUCUCGACCCUGUGCACUUCCCCAUUUGUCACCUUUCUAUUUUCUUCUCUCGUCCCUUACCUUACCUUGGAACAUGGAGAAGAUGA
Leucoraja erinaceus (little skate) is the source of this 740-nucleotide messenger RNA. RefSeq names its product transcription factor CP2-like protein 1. NCBI's taxonomy places the organism in Eukaryota, Metazoa, Chordata, Chondrichthyes, Rajiformes, Rajidae. The record is from RefSeq and is a predicted model, not a curated record. Gene Ontology annotation, molecular function: RNA polymerase II cis-regulatory region sequence-specific DNA binding; DNA-binding transcription activator activity, RNA polymerase II-specific. The coding region runs from base 81 to 740 and encodes 219 amino acids. Gene Ontology annotation, biological process: regulation of transcription by RNA polymerase II. The transcript is spliced from 5 exons. Gene Ontology annotation, cellular component: nucleus.